This is a messenger RNA of Lingula anatina, 3232 nucleotides long. RefSeq lists its product as uncharacterized. The record is from RefSeq and is a predicted model, not a curated record. Gene Ontology annotation, molecular function: protein binding. Lineage: Eukaryota; Metazoa; Brachiopoda; Lingulata; Lingulida; Lingulidae.
CGUGUGAUUCUCGUUUGCUGGAAAAUUGGCCGGUAGGCUGAGCCUGUGGAAGUGGCAGUUUCUGUUUGCGUUUUCUGUAUGCUGUAAAGGGGGCAGUGUCACCUUGCAGCCUUUAAUAUCUUGUUGUCUGCGGACUUGCGUAUAGUUUAACAUGGCAGAUAAAAAAGCCAGAAAGAAAGCCAACAAAGCUGCCUCAGAUAGCAUAGCAGCACAAUACCAGUGGGAGAAAAUAACAGACAUGCCAACGAAACGGGUCUUCGCAACAUCCACCGUUGUUGAGGGCAAUAUUUAUGUUAUUGGUGGCUGUGACGAGACUGGGUCUCCCCUGAACAGUUUUGAAAUGUACUCCCCCACAGAGAAAACCUGGAAAGUUUUGGCCCCCAUGCCUACCAGCAGGGCUGGGGCAGCUACUGUACACAUAGGAAAGAAGAUAAUAGUGUUAGGAGGAGUAAGUCAAGCCCAGGCCCCCCUUGAUGAGGUCGAGUUGUAUGACAUAGAGGAAAGUGCUUGGAAAAAAUUGGAAUCUCUGCCUGAAAAGUUGCUAGGAUUAUCAGCUGCAGUGAGAGAUGGCAAGGUCCUUAUAGCUGGAGGCAUGGCAGCGGACACAAACCCCAAAGAAUACUUUUUAAGUUUUGACAUAGAAGCCAACAGGUGGCAGAGCUUGCCACCUAUGCCAACGCCGCGAUAUGCAUCAUCAGGCUUCCUCAGGGAUAACAAGUUUUAUGUGAUUGGUGGGAGACAAGGUAAAGUUCCAGUGAACACAUUUGAAGUGUUCGACUUCGAUGAAAACAAGUGGCAGAAACUUCCCAACAUUCCCAGUAAGAGGGUUUUUCCAGGCUACAUUAUGUCAGAAACACAGAUCUUCAGUCUCGGUGGCCUCAAUCAAAACCCUAAGAAUGGCUUUGCAAAUUGUUGUGAAAUCUUUGAUAUAGAAAAAGGUGAGUGGACGGUGGGCACUCCUAUGCCCUCCAGACGAGGGGACUUUACAACUGCCGUGUUGAAUGGAAAAGUGAUAGUGGCGGGGGGAUUAGGCAAUGAAGGGAAGCCUUUGGAGGCAGCCGAGGUGUACGAUCCCGCCACCAACAACUGGACACGGUUGUCUCAUGUGCCGUCCACUCACUGUUCAUGUACCAGCGUGACACUAGGGGGCAGCAUCUACAUCAUAGGUGGACUGUCCCUCAACGGCCCGAGCAGCUGUGUAGACGUACUCCAUUUUAAAGAGAGAGAUGUAUGACUGUAUGCUUCUGAUUGUUUAAAAAUAAUGUUUAAAUAUGGGUAUGUGUUUUUUUAUAAAUGGAGGACAAACCUAUUUGUAGCUGUUAGUAUUAUUUGUUUUUGUAGAGCAGAUGUUAUGGUUUUGAUUGAGAAAAUGUAUAGACUAUAUAUGCAUGUGUAUUGAUAUUUGCCAAAAAUCAUUGCUCAUGCUAGCAUCUAAGAUCUUUGAUAAAUACUAAAAUUGUUGGACUUCUAGUCAUUUUUCUCCUGUUUUUCAAGACUUUGAGUAAAAUAAAUCAGAACAAAAACCUACAUAAAACCUUAUUUCUUAUUAGAAAAAACAUGAUUUAUGCUUGCAUUUUUUUCUCAGUGUAAUGUGUCAUUACAUGUAAAUCUAAUGUUCAGUGUAGGUUUUAAAUUAAACAUUGUUCAUCAGCUGGUUCAUUACUUCUCAAACAAGUAGCAAUCAAAAUGUAAUUUUCCUAUCAACUAAUGCAAACAGUCAUUUUUUUACUAUUGACUGAAAGCAACAGCUUUUUGCUGCAAAAAAACAUGCCUUGAUGAUCAUUAAAUAUAAUACUUAAGCACAAUUUAUCUCUUUUUAAUUUUGUAAAGUCACAUGUUUAAAGCAUUUUCAUUUUUAAGGUAAGUAGGUUAUUUUCAGCCUUUGUAACUGAAGUUUCAAUUUAUAUAAAUGUUUUUGUUUUUUUUUUUUUUCACCUUGUGAACAAAAUCAUGUUGCAGCUUAAUUUUUAGUCAGAAAUAGGCCUGUCAUCAACAGAACUAAAUGUCUGUGUGUAUGAGUGUGGCACUGUGCUGGGGAUAACAAUUUUUUGAGCAAUAUUUGUGGAGUGAUCCAAAAAUUUUUGUUAUAGCAUUGUAGUGAAGAAUGCUAGAGAUUUUACUCAUCCCCCUUUUUAUUUAUGGACCUAUGGCCAAUUAGAGGUCAGGAGAUAUUUGUUGAUAUGCUUAUCAAUUUGUUAAUUUACCAAAAUAUCAGUCAGUAUUGUUAUACACUGGCAUUUUAAAAAUGGAUUUGUAAUAUGGAAACAAGAUGUGCCUCGGUGGCAAGUGCAGAAUGUAGAUAUGUGGUCUGUUUAUCAGACUAUACAAAAGGCAAAUGAGGUUAUAGAACAGCAUAUACACAAGUCUGUACACAACUACCAGUUGCAUAUAUACUAGUCUAUACCCGCUAACCAAUUACACAGUGAUCAUUUACAAUCAGAAACCUGAAAAUAAUUUCAUGUUAUUCCAUAAGAUAUGUAUAGGGCCAGAGCUGCAUAUUUCAAAGCUAAAUUUUCUCCACAGCACAAGCUUUAUUUUAGAUAUUCAUUUCUGCUGUUUACAGCUGAGGCAGUUAAUUGAAGAUGUGGUGUCUGCACUGAGGCACCUAGGAUUUGCUAAAAGGUGCACAAGGGUUUUUAUUGGGAGUUAUCUGGGAACAGAGGGGGGUAACUCAAAUGCUAAGGGAUCUUUGUUAUCAAUAAUAUCAUAUGAGAAAGGGUGUGAAAACAAAUUAAAUCAAUCGAAGAAUUUUAAUAAUAUCAUAAGUGAUGGUUUCUAGUUGCAAUUUAUUAUUUUUUCUUGGGUGAAAGAAAUAAUCAUACAAUUUCUUGCAUGACAGUUCAUCAGUCUUUCGUGUAAUACUAAUCUUUAAUAGCAUUAGAAAGUUAGUUAGCAUUAGCACAUGAGUAUUUCUCUCUGUUAUUCUUUAAACUUUUUAAAAAUUUGUUCUUUUCGUGGAUGAUAUUUGCAUAUGUCUUCUGAGCAUUCCGGUGUAUAAUUGUGUUGAUUUGUAAAAUUAGGCCUUUUCUAUUUCAACACAAUUAAGUCACGUACUGCAAAGAUCAAAAACUCUGAUGUAGAAAUUCAGAUGCUAAAACAUGAUAUUAUAAUUAUUUAUAGGCUUUGAUUGGAAUGACAUUAUGUAAAAUAUUUCAUUGGUGCUUGUGAAGUCUGUGGUAUAUGAAAUAAUACCAUGUUUGUCUGAAAUUGUAAUAAAUGUUCUCAUUCAGUU